This is a messenger RNA of Aspergillus welwitschiae, 1548 nucleotides long. RefSeq names its product putative C6 transcription factor. The record is from RefSeq and is a predicted model, not a curated record. Gene Ontology annotation, cellular component: nucleus. Gene Ontology annotation, biological process: positive regulation of transcription by RNA polymerase II. Gene Ontology annotation, molecular function: transcription cis-regulatory region binding; DNA-binding transcription factor activity. Lineage: Eukaryota; Fungi; Ascomycota; Eurotiomycetes; Eurotiales; Aspergillaceae. Bases 1 to 1548 code for a protein of 515 amino acids. The transcript is spliced from 3 exons.
AUGGACGAGACCACGUUCAGUGAACCACCCCGGAAACAUGCGCGAAUCAGUUCUAUACAAGACCAACCUGAUCCAGUAACUGCAGACAACGAUUCAGAAUCGCCAGCAUGGGAUCAACUGCAGAGUCCUUAUCAUCUGACAGACUACUACACUGAUCCGCACAACUCACCGGCAUUAGCUAUUAACAGUGACCCUUUCCAGUCGCCAGCAGCUAGCUGGACCCAGGAUGGCUUCUCACAGGAUCCAGGUUACCUAGCAUCUCAGGAAGAGCUGCGAUGCAUACUCUUCUCCCUCGCCAAUUCGAAUGCUCCAACACGGGUAUCCAGUCCAGACACUGUGGGAAGGUUCGAAAUAGCCGAAAAAUUACCACGCUCAAAAACACACCAGCCAGAACGAAGAGGAGAGCUCUUGCAAUCUUCUCUGUCGAGCCGGAGGCGUAUUGAAUAUCUGAAAAAUUAUGUGGCUGAGGUAGCACCUUGGCUGGACAUGUUCGACUCUCAGUGCACCUUUCGCCAACAAGUGCCUGUGCUGGCUCGCUCCUUCCCUGCUCUCUCAUAUGCCAUGCUUGCCAUUUCUGCCCGUCAGAUCGAACGCAAAAAUGGGGUUCGAAAUUGGUUUGAUAGCCUCGAACUGUACCAAGAGGCCAUCCGACGGCUAAGUCCACUUCUUCAACUACGUGACCCGAAGAUCGUAGCGGCAUGUGUGCUUCUCUGUUGCUUGGAAAUGAUGUCUGCUCGUGCCCAAGAUUGGCGUCGCCAUCUUGAGGGCUGCGCGGCCUUGUUUGAUGCGUUUGGUAUUCAUGGCUUCAGCCAGGGAAUUCUGCAGGCAGUGUUCUGGUGCUACGCUAGAAUGGAUUUGUGCGGUGCGCUUAUUUCAGAUGGAACACAGACCACGCUUCUGCAUCCCUCUAAAUGGCUUCCUGAAGGCUAUCGGACAGAGGACGCGCAUGAGCUGUUCCAGAGUGUCAAGUCGCCAGAUAUGCAUGCAAAUUAUGCCGUGUAUUUGUGCGUGAAAGCGACCGAGCUGGUGUCCGACCGUACAAAGUUUGUGGAACUAGGUGAAGACAAUGGGUGUACUCCGGAUAGGUUCCGCACACGAUGGCUCAGUCUCUGGAAUGACCUACAAUGCUGGUUUUCCGAGCGUCCCAGCGAGCUUCUUCCAGUGCAGACAGUCAACCGCAAGCCCUUUCCUCACAUCCUGUUCGUCCACUGGGCUGCUAUCUCGUCAAACCAACUGUACCACACGGCAUGCAUACUGUUACUGAAGAUGAUGCCCAAGGAAAUCCGGCUUCCCAGGUCGCCAACUUUGUUUCCUCUAUGGCAUGCUCGCCGAAUAUGUGGCAUUUCCCUGGCAAACCCACACCAAGGGUGCUUGAACAACUCUAUCCAACCACUGUGGAUUGCCGGACAACUAUUCAGUCACGCCUCGGAGCAUGAAGAGAUUAUCAGGCUGAUUCAAAGCAUCGAGGCCGAAACUGGCUGGGGAACAUGUUGGCGGAUUCGGGAUCUGGAGGUUGCCUGGGGUUGUUCCGGAAUGAGAGGAACAUGA